GCUAUGUGGUCAUCUGGUCACUGCAACGAAGAAUAGCUAGCCAGGGGAAAACCGUGGUUACCUUUUGUGGUGCACGGUACCUGAAAAGUUUGGUUUUUAGUGUAAACUUGCUUGUUGGGUAUAGCAGUGAGCUGUUGCUAGAAGAAACAUGGAGCAUUACAGUGAGUUUGGACAUGUCACCUGAAAACAGGACCUUACAGUUGGUGGGAUAUACACUGCGGAACAACAUUCAUCGCCUUGACAACAUAAACAGCUCUUAAGAAGUAUGGAUGAAGAAGACAGGAAGAAACUUGUGCGUAAUCGUGUUGCCAUCAUCGAAUCCUUGAUCGUGGAAGACGUCCGGGCAUUCCUGAUAGAAAAGGAGGUUUUCACAAGCGAUCAGUUUCAGCAGAUCACUCGGCAAACGACACGUAGACACAGAGCGGAAGAGUUGCUCGAUCUUCUUCCAACACGAGGACCAAAAGCGUUCCAAGUCUUCCGCAAAGCUUUAAGGCAGUGUAACUAUUCCUUCCUGGAUUCUCUACUUGAAAAGGGAGAACCAGAUGGCAAAGCUCAAUACACAGAAAGGCAUAAAAUGAUCCCAGAAAGUCUAGUGAACUCUUUGAAGAGUCUGACAGAGGAGAAUUCAAAGCUGAAAGCAGAACUGAAGUCUCUUAGAGCAGAGAACGCCCAGAAACAGAAGAAUAUUGACAGCUUGAAGAGACAGAACGAUUCUCGGGUUUUGAAGGAACACGUGCAGAAUGAAAAGACAAAGAAAGUGCAGGAAGAGUUAAAGACUUACAAAGAGAAAGUAAGAAUCAUGUCCUCUGUGACUACAGACAAACUUCUACGAGACCUUGAAAAAGAAAGAAAACAGAAAGAAACAUUCCUUAAAGAGAAAGAGGAAAUGAGCAAGAAGUUGAGAGAUAUCUGUAAGGGAUACGAAGGGUUGAGAAGGAAGGUGGAGGAAUGUAAGAAGAACCAUGGGAGGAAAAUCAUCCAUUUAGGGAGCAACAAGUUGGUUCAGAAUCCUGAAAAACCUCAGGUGAUCAAAGGCACGGGUGUGGUCACGUCUUCCAUGAAAGAUGGAGGAAAGGGAGGGCGUGGUCUUCAGAGGACGCAGACUAUGUACGCUGUCGGGUCUCCCGGUAGAGUGAGUCAAGAGGGCACGAGAUGUAACACCGCGCCAGUGAGAGACAAAGUCCAAGCUACUGGCCAAAACACGGUAUCCAAACCAGUUACUAAAACUAUUGUCGUACCCUCGUGGAAUGAAGUCUCCAAAGAAAAACAAACAAUUGCACAAAGUAGAAAGCCAGUGGCGAAAGUCGGAGACUCUUCAACAUUAAGUCCGAAAGGAGUGAAUGCUUCCACGCGUUCACCGACUCUUUCACAAAGAGGAACUGAAGAAACUCCUCCUAAGCAAGUAAAGAUCAAAUCUACAGUGAAAAGCACUGUGACUACACAAUUGGGUACGGAAAAAAUGCAGAAACUUGCUACUCAAGCUACACAAAGUGGGCUGCAAUUCUCCCCUACAAAACUGUCACCAAGCAGGCCCCCUACCGGCUCCAGCGGGUAUCGCUCUGAGUCCAGAAGCACGACUCGGACACACGAUACCGAAGACGCGUCGGAAGACACAAGGUCUACGACAAGACAGGGACUGCUUUCUAGAAGAGACAAGGCAUCUCCUAACAGAGUUUCAACGAGAAGGUCCUCAGGUUCAAGUGGAAGACAUUCAACAACUAAGGUUAAGAUACAGGUACCUUCUCCGGACCUGAGAGGUCCCAUAAGUAUUGAGUAUGAAAUUGCUAACGAGUCACAGUCUGUAGAUUCACAAAGUACAGAAGCAGAGGGAUAAUAACAGAUUCCUUUCCUUUAUUUUAUUGUAAAUAGUAUGCUGCAUCUUAAGUCAGGUUUGGAUAUAGGGCUGUGUCCAGCUUUAAUUUUUCUUCCGUCCAACUCACAGCUUGGAAGUCCAUGUUGUUAACAAAUUUUAGGGGAUGUAUGGGAUCAUACAAUUUUUGUCCAACACGAGUACAUUUUCAUUCCCUGCAUAGAGACACUCCUAUUUAUUAUCUUGACUCUAAUCACAAAGUUUGAAUUAUCAUGACUCCAUUUGUCCCAUGCAAAUCAUGCGACAUUAUUGCCUAAAUGUACAAAGAUGUUUUGGUUGUUGAUUUUUUGUUCCUGAUGUAAGUAGUACUACCUUUUAUCCACUGAGAAAUUAUGCUGUAUUCUAUGUAAUGAGAAAAGUUUUGAAAUCUGGUGUACAGAGAAUAUCAAUACUAUUUCCGAGAAAAAGCAGAUGAUCACACAAUGUAUUACAUAUGUCUGGCAAACAUACAAUGUAGCAUGUUUGUGUAUUUAUACUAUAUGAAGACAACUUAUUUCAACGAUAAUGGUAAAAUGUACAGAGAUAAUAAAUCUAAGAAACAAGUGAUCUGUGGAGAACACUGUUACUGUACAUACAUGUAUGUGUAAUAUGACAAAGAUAAAAAAUGUAUCUGCUGCAUUAUGUUUAUAUAUCUAUCAAAGAUUAAAACUAUGUUGUACCUCUAUACUCAAGAUAUUUUAUUCAUUGCGCUUAACUUAUAUGUAAGUUCUAAUACUGUGGCAGAGAUAACCCCUUGUAACCCCUUGUUUCUUUGGCAUUUAGUGCAUUACCUUUAGUCAGCAUUCAAGUGCCAGAGUUAUCAACCAGGAUUGAGUUAUUACAAAAUUCAUUAUUCUCCAGAAGUAUCAUAGAUCAUAAAACUCAUGGCCACCAAGUACAGAAGAGGCAUCCUCAUCUAAAUUCAACAACACUUAGAAGCCUGGUCUAGUCUCAUAUUCUCUCGCCAGAUCGAGACUAGACCAUUCUCCACGUCCAAGAUGUACUGGUAGACAUGGAAUAUUUGCAGGUACGUUCUGUAUAUACCUUUUAAAUAAACAAUCACUGUUAGAGGAAAAAUUGAUAGUAACUGUAAACAUACGUGACUGAUGAACCUCUUCAACAACAACACUUACAGUUUGAUAUGUGUAACAGUUAGGUGUGACAUGUCGUUCAGUGUAAUAUAACCAGAUGCUACUGCUAUGACCCAAGCCUGCCCAAAAGCUACACUGAAAGACGGUUAUACCGGCUAUAUACAGAUACAGAUAUUGCAAGAGUGCUGCUAGGGCAGCAUUUCAACUUAUUGGCAUCUCUGAGCAACUCUCCCCCCAGCAAAAUUUAGAUGUAAAAAGUUAAAGCAUAACAUACAGAAAAUACUAUAUGAUAUAGACAAUCCAUGAAAU
Branchiostoma floridae (Florida lancelet) is the source of this 3249-nucleotide messenger RNA. RefSeq lists its product as uncharacterized. Gene Ontology annotation, molecular function: death domain binding; protease binding. The record is from RefSeq and is a predicted model, not a curated record. Lineage: Eukaryota; Metazoa; Chordata; Leptocardii; Amphioxiformes; Branchiostomatidae. The coding region runs from base 266 to 1834 and encodes 522 amino acids. Gene Ontology annotation, biological process: regulation of apoptotic process. The transcript has 2 exons.